UAGUCCUGUGUGAGAGAAAUUUAAAAGCUUUCCACUUGAAUUUGGUAUCUUUGGACGUAUGUUUUACACUGUUAGUACAGCGGGAGCUUUAUUCUGACAUUAUGAGCGGUUACUGGUUUCACUAGACGGUCGACUUGACACGGGUGACAAAAUCAGCUGUGCGCGCCGUGGUACCCGCACAUCCCGCAGCACAUCCCGUUGAUAACUGGGAGUCAACGAGGGAGAGAGAGAGAACACCUAGUGGAUCUACAGGCGUUAUAAUCAUAACACAACUGGAAAAGGAAAAAGAAAAAAAAAACAUCUUCCAGGGAAAAAGGGGGAGUUUUGUAUUCCACAGAGGGGGAAAAAUGGGACAUUUGGGGAAUUCAUCCAGUCUCCGGUCUCCAGUCGGCUCCACAUUAAAGUGGAGCGGAACUCUCGGACGCGCCGCCGGACCUCUGCUGCGCCUCGGCGCGCUCCGCGUAGCAUCAACCCCACAAUGAGAGCAGCUCGGCUCUAACUAUGGGCGCGCACAUCCUGGAGUCCAACUCCAGCGCCAACCUGACGCCCGCGGUGUCCGAGGCUGGGAUCGUGCUGCCGGGCUACCUGGUGGUCAUCUUCUCGGUCCUCAUGGUGACUCUGGUGAUCGUGGUGGUGGCCGGGAACGCGCUGGUCAUCAUGGCUUUUAUCGUGGAUAAAACCCUGAGGAAUCAGAGCAACUACUUCUUUCUGAACCUCGCCAUCUCCGAUUUUCUCGUGGGUGCUUUCUGCAUCCCAGUGUACAUCCCCUACAACCUGACUGGCAGGUGGAUGCUGGGGAAGGGGCUCUGCAAAGUCUGGCUGGUCAUGGACUACCUGCUCUGCUCCGCCUCCGUCUUCAACAUCGUCCUCAUUAGUUAUGACCGUUUCCUGUCAGUCACCAGAGCAGUUAAAUACAGAGCGCAGAGGAACAUCACACGCCAGGCGGUGCUGAAGAUGGUGGCGGUCUGGCUGCUGGCGUUCCUCCUCUAUGGCCCCGCGAUCAUCUUCUGGGAGGCCAUCGUGGGCCAGAGCGUAGUCCCGGCCCACGAGUGCUACGCAGAGUUUUACUUCACUUGGUACUUCCUGCUCAGCGCGUCGACCUUCGAGUUCUUCACGCCGUUCGUGUCGGUGGCCUUCUUCAACCUCAGCAUCUACCUUAACAUCCACCGGAGGAACAAGAGCGGCAACGGCGGUGCCGAGGACGAGGCCAAGCCGCAGAGGAAACCCAGGAAGUACAGAGACGGCACAGGGGCCUGGUCCGUGUUUUUCGUCAAGACUCGGAAGGUGACCUCCAGCGAGCCUGCUGCCAUCUCGGCGGUCAUAGAGGACGAUGACAUUCUGUCGCCCUCCUCCAGCGGCUGCCCCGACACCAGUCAGAUUUUUGUGCAGAGGGAGAAGUUUUCUCCUCACCGGAAAAACUCCAGGCUGUUUCAGCACACGGCUUCCUGCAUGGCGCCGGGCCGGAGGACUCCCGGAUCCCGCCUUUCCCGAGACAAAAAGAUCGCCAAGUCGUUGGCCAUCAUCGUCUGUAUUUUUGGGAUAUGCUGGGCUCCGUACACUCUGCUCAUGAUCAUCCGCGCCGCCUGUGGCGGCGAAUGUGUGGCGCACUACUGGUACGAGAUCACGUUCUGGCUCCUGUGGCUGAACUCGGCCAUCAACCCGUUCCUGUACCCUUUGUGCCACAGCAGCUUCCGAAGAGCUUUCUCAAAGAUACUGUGUCCCAAGAGGCAGUCAGUGCAGCCUCAAAUUGAGGUUCAGUCUUGCUAGAUGAACUCAGCUGCACAGCCAUAUUUGAAGAACGCAGUUCGUGUUUGAUGGUCAUACGCUGUAAAAACUCAUACAAUGUUCUUCCAUGAAAAAAAGGUUUCAAACCAAGAAGACGUUUUUGCAUUUGAAGGGAUAGUUUGGCGUAGUUUGGCUCUUACCCUUGAAUAGGCAGGUGUCGUUUCUACUGGUGGGUGACAUGGACUUUAAAUUAUAUCACGAUAUUUUGUGAUACUAUUGCGAUAAUGACAAAAGGUAUUACAGGUUGCUGCGUAGCUGUGACUGCAUGACACAGUAAUUUUAGUUCCACAAUGCAAACACUGCUUUUGAAAAACCAUUUUUAAUGCGCUUCUUUAGGAUACCAGUCACUAAACUUCACACAAUAGCUGCUUAAUUUCUUCCAAUUUAUCGAUGUUUGUUGACUCUCUCAUCGGACAAACAGUAUAGAAAAUAGUAAAAUUAACAACCUGACAAUAGCGACAGCUUGUUUUUUUUUUGUUUUUUUUUUCGUAAGCAUCAUUAAUUGGAAUUUGUCAUGGUGACAAAAUCAAAAUUCUUAUAAAAAAUGUAUCAUGGUGAAAGAUAAACGAUGCGCUAAAUACACACCUUGUCAUAUUGUGAAGAAAGGCUGACAGCUAAUCUGACCCACUUGCUAUUUUAGGCAAAGUUACCAAUUUAAAACAACUCAAACCAAAAACAACAUUUCAACAGGACAACACGGGAUAAGUGCUGUAUCCUGUUUAAGAUGGAUUUUUUUUAGGAGACCAUUGGUUGCUGUUUAAUUAACUGAGCAUCUUCUUUGUAAUUACGCUAAAGCUAUGUUAGCAUAAACUGCUGGCUGUUUCCCUUCUCACCAGCUGCGUGUUGUCCGUUUGGUUUUUUUGCCUGCCGAGGGGAAAGUAACAUUUUGGAUUAUCUGCCUCGCUGCUUUGUGCAACUAGUGUAUAUUACAACAGUCUCAACUUUAUGUAACUGUGCAAAGUCACAACGACAUUGCCUACAGCUCAGAAAACGGCACCAAACCUAAGGUUGAUAUUGGCUAAUACCGUGUUGUAUCCCACGGAGAAGAGCUGAUUGUAGUUUGAGCUCUUUUAACGCAUCAGAACCAACCGAGCUGUGUCGUUAUUUGUAACAGUUUCCGUUCCCGUGACGGAAAAAAAGUCAAAUUGCAACAACUUUGUCGAGAACUGGAUUCUUCAUCGCAAAGGAAGUUAGUAAAGCACGACUGCUUUAUUGCUAUUAUUUUUGCCUUUCCUUCCCGAACUGCCUCAACUUUUUUAAUGAUAAAUCUUUAUUUACAGGGAAAGAAACUGUUGCGAACAACAACCUCGCUUCACUCCAACGCACCCAAGCUAUCCCUUCAAGCCAGAAUUGUCAGGACACAUUUGACAGCAAUAUGACGAUGCAAAACAGUCUGGAGAAUGUUUGUAAUGACAGAGCAGUGGAGUGGGAGUCCCACUGAAUCUGCAUCAGUAGGUAUAAUUCCUCUUGAUGAGAGUGCCCUUAAGAGCCAGUGUCACAUCUUUUAUUUAAGCGCCGUAAAACGCUGGUUUCAAAAUGUAUGUAAAUCUUCACUGUAACUAGAUCGAGAUGGAUUAAUGUGGUUUGGGCUUCGGGGUCUUAAUGUGCUAAAAGCUGUGAGGUGAUGAUUUAUGUAGCCAGGUAGUCGGUGAUUACCAUCAUUUAGUCCAGGUUAUUACAUUAGGCCUCCCGUACGGCACAUAAAAAAUGAUAAAUUAGUGUCUGUCUGAAUAGAAGCAACCAGAAAGACUUAGACGUCGUCUUUUUUUUUUUUUUUAAGAUGGAAAACCUCUUAAAUAUCAUUUAUAAAAAGAAAUAAGGCCUUAAUGUUUUUUUAAUGAUUUAAAACUGACUGCACAUGCCGUCCUUUUUCCUUUACAAUAGAAGAGAAACCUCUAGCAUAUGCCUUCAAAAAGCCAAUUCAAGCUUUUCAUCGUGCAGCAAUAGAAUCACUAAUGCUCAAGUCCUCAAACAUCAAAGCACAAGAAGAACCGACUGCUGGCUGUCUUUCCUAUCACUCGUCUUAUGUUGCCUACACAACGUUUGUGUUUAAAUGAAGCUGUUGUUGAUGUUAAUAAUGUCAUGAUGAAAUGGAAAAACAAGAUUAAACCCUUUGUUCACUCAGACCUGCUCAAGACAAACCUAAAUGUCAGAUCCUGCUCGGUGACUCGUGUCUGGGGACUGCGGGAUGUUUUGCUCUGAUAUAGAACGUGUGGCUCUCUGGACCUAAUAGACGGUGACUCAUCUUGAAGUUUUGUCUGUUUUGGUAAUGAGGAAUCGUUUGUGUGUGAUCUGUUGGUUUUUCUCUAAAUCUGGUCAGAGGUUAACAGACAAUCAUCGUGGUUGUAAAUAUCUUCUUCGUUUUGAGCUUUUAGUGGUUUAAACGAUUUCAGCUUAAAGGUUGGGAACGUCAAACAUUUCUUGAGAACAAGUGGUAUUUAAUCCACACAGUCGAGUCCGUGUUUGUUUUUACUCCAGCCAGAUUGAGGUAAUCUUUUCAAAAACGCCAACAUGUUUAUUUUGACGCGGUACCAACGUUUCGAAGCAUCCUUCAUGUCCAUGUAUGGUCAGAGUCCCGACUCGAAUCAACUGGAGAAUCUGUAGGCGACGCUACAGAUUAGGGUGAUGGCAAGGAGGUCUUUCAACCUCAAAAACUUGGAGCUCAAAGAUAAAUGGUCAAAUUACCAGAAGAAACAUCCAUAAAGUUGCUCGGCAACUAUCAACUAUGAUUUUCACAUCACAUUGUUAAAUUACGUGAUAAAAUUGGAUUUUCUAAUAUCAUUAUGUGUUUGUAGAAAUGUCUGUCAUUCCCCAUCACAGACAUCUUGAAUGAAAUUUUUUAUUUUUUUUCCAUCCACCAUGUUCAAGAGUAUUCACAUUCACUUUUGGUACAAUUUGAUCAAAUGUCCCUUAUCAUCCACAUGCCUUUUGGUUUCCACCAACAAACUUCGUUUAUGGCUCCAGCUGGUUAUUUGAGCGCCGUUUCCAGCGGUAUUGAUAGAGUUUUUACAAGUUUUGACACGCCUGGCUUUUAUUUCCUUCAGGUUCCUCACAAAGCUGAGGUCAAGGCUUGAUGUGGCCAGUUUUAGCCAUUACUAAACUCAUUUUGACAUAUGUUUGGGAUCAUCGUCGUACUAAAACAACCAAACUGAGUCGACGUUUCUACAGUCUAGUCUUGUUGUCAAACAGGAUUUAAAGAUAAAGAUGAACUUUUUUUUGUCUUUCUCCUCAGUCCAGCCACUUUUUGUAACCACUGUGGGCAAAACAGUCCCACAGCAUGAGGCUGGCAUUGUGCAGGUCGGUACUGUAUUCUUCAAUUUGAAAGACUCGUAUUGAAUUUUGCAGACAUUCACUUUCCAUCUCCCCUAGAGGCCUAGUAGCUCAUUUUUAGUCUUUGUCUGGUCAUAAAACUUUUCUCUAGGAGCUCAGUUCUAUCAACCCUCUUUGCAGUAGGGGUUUAUUUUCUGGUCAGCAUAUUCUCUCUCACUCCAUAGCAACAUAAAGGUUGUUUCACUUCUGCUGCCUUUCCACUGUUUGUAGGUUAUGACAAACUUGAGCUUGUGUGGUGCUCCACAUUUUCUGGAUACUUUUUUUGUUUUCUUUUUUUACCAUUUAUAUUAUCUGAUGGUGACAUUUUGUACAAUAUUUGUUAAAACUUUUGGGUCUUCCAGCAUACCAAUUAUCCCAAACAACCAAUCUGGUCUUAGAACUGUUAAAGUAGGCGAACAUUUAGCUUUUGAAUGGGCCUUUUCAAUAUCUGGACACAUACUCUACUGAAAAAGCAACCAGUUGAAAUUGACUACUAAUCCAGAUAAUUUCCAUGCAAAAAUGUUGCAAGAAAAUAUGCAAUUUAUUGAUUGUUUCUUUGCUGUGACAAUACCUAUUGGGAACAAAUGCUAUCCUGUUAGAAAGUCUUAUUUUUUUUUUUGCAUUUGUGGGUUGAGUGAAAGAACAAUCCAAUCCUGUCUGCUUAUGCCAAACCAGAUUACUCUGCUAUUAACCCUAGUUUGGAGUUUGCUCCGUUGGCAAGACGAUGUCUGCCAAUAGUUCCUGAGUCUCAUCUCGAUGCUGUUUUACACUGCGAUUUCCUCCAGUGAUAACAAACCUUGUUUUCCCCCCCGACACGUCACACCGCUGCCUCCACCAGCAGCUGUUUGGCUUCGGAAGAGAGGAUUUGGACACAAUCGACUCUGUUGCUCAACAUAAAAAGACAUUUUCUUACAAAUCCGUAACACUCUUUCCAAUUUUCAAGCUCUCUUCCCAAAUCUGUUGUUUCAGUAGAGAAAUAAUCAACCAAAUUAAAAUUUACUCACCUUUUGUGCUUAAGUUAUAUAAUUAAACCUGCAUUUAUGCAUUUUUUCCUUAGUUUAUGACGCCAUAGAGAUUUUAAUCUUCACCAUGUGCCAUGUCUAUUCCUGUUUAUAAAUGUCACCGAAGCUGUUUGGAGGGUAAUUAUUUCAUUCUGGCAAUGAAAAUGCUUUCUGCAUCCUUGAGAGAGCAAAAUUAAUGUGAAACAUUCAUAUUAUAGAGGAGAGAAUGGAGAAUUUUGACCCUGAAUAUCCAAUUCACUAAAGAACAUCUGGAUCAACUUUUAUGCACCACUAUUUGUUUAAAAGGCUUCAUAUUUUAAAUAACUCAUAUUUAAAACGCAUCAUCUGUCUGGGUCUGCCUGCGGUCUUUAUCGGACCUGAUGAUUGAGUUGCCUUCUCUUCUCUGGACUUUUUAUUUAUUAUGCAGCAACGUCGGAGAGGGGAAAUUCUUCAUAUUCAUGCUAACUCAGUUAAGCCAAAAUUUUAAAAUAAACAGUUUACAGGAAAGAUUUGAAACCACAUGUUUCAUAUUUUUGUCCCAAAGCUGCAUUGGAUCUUUAAAGCUGAAUUUUGGUUUUAAUUUUGUUUAGUUAUGAUGCUCAAGUUCAGAAGUAAACUUGGUUCUCUAACAAGAUAAACAAGUCAAAUGAGUUCCAGCUAAAUAAAGUCAUCUCUCAUGCAAUAUGAUGUCCGUUUUAUUUUCUCGUUCCGAUUUCCUAUUUUUGAAAUGCAUUUCUUUGACAGCCUGUCACUUUAAGAAAGAAAUCUCUACCCACAUUUGGCAGACACACACAUCCACAUCUGUCACACACACACACACACCAAACCAGUCAUAACUUCAUGCUGCUGAUCUUCACAGAACUCAAUGUUUUUCAUGGCAUUAAAAAAAAAAAGGUUUUUCGCUUUCACAUUUAUUUCCUAAAAAUAUUUGAAGAGCAACCGAAUCCCCACACGGCGACAUGACAGCAUCAUCUCACAACCAGCCAGCAGGACAGCAGCGAAAAAAUAAUCACAGAAAUUGGUGAGAAGUGGCUGAAAGAACAUUUGGCCCCUAAACCCCACAGAUACAAUCUCGAUGGGGUCAGACGCCAGUCGUGUGACGGAGGCGCAGUUCCCCAAAAAAAAAAAAAAAAAAAAAAAAAAAAUUCCCGAGCUAAAACCCCCAGAGACCAGAGGAAAUAAUGUUCAUGUUGCUGUGCCAGACACUCCAGGACGCCUCUGCAUGUUUUCUGUCCAUACCUUAACGAGUCUCGACUGUUUAUGCUGCAAACUGGAGAGCUACUGAAUAUUAUGUGAGCGGCCAGAAAGACAUCCAGGUUUCUCCGUGUUUGUAGGACCAAAAAAAUACUAACCUGAAUUUGGAUUUAGGAGUUGCAACUGUAGAGAUAGGCUGGAAAAAUUUAAAAAUAAAAACAUUUGCAUUGAUAUUGGCUAGAUUUGGAGAACAGCGUGCAGUGAAGGAAGUAUUUUGAAAUGCUUCUGAAAUAUUGAGUAAGAUUACAAAAUCUGAAAUAAUGAUGUGAGGAGGGCACUUAAAACGCCAGAAAACUCAGCAUGGGUUGUCAUGCUGCUUUGGUUUCUUUUUCUAUAAAAGAACAGAGAGAGCUCGGUUACUAGAAAAGGACAAACAAAAAGCGGGUGAAUAUAAUUUGUUCACACUGAACAAAA
Messenger RNA from Poecilia latipinna (sailfin molly), 7763 nucleotides. Its product is annotated as histamine H3 receptor. The transcript has 3 exons. Gene Ontology annotation, biological process: G protein-coupled receptor signaling pathway, coupled to cyclic nucleotide second messenger; chemical synaptic transmission; adenylate cyclase-inhibiting G protein-coupled acetylcholine receptor signaling pathway. Lineage: Eukaryota; Metazoa; Chordata; Actinopteri; Cyprinodontiformes; Poeciliidae. Gene Ontology annotation, cellular component: synapse; dendrite; plasma membrane. The coding region runs from base 502 to 1767 and encodes 421 amino acids. Gene Ontology annotation, molecular function: G protein-coupled serotonin receptor activity; histamine receptor activity; G protein-coupled acetylcholine receptor activity. The record is from RefSeq and is a predicted model, not a curated record.